Molecule: messenger RNA, 2824 nt
Organism: Baudoinia panamericana UAMH 10762
Lineage: Eukaryota; Fungi; Ascomycota; Dothideomycetes; Mycosphaerellales; Teratosphaeriaceae
Exons: 2
Coding region: 432-2360 (642 amino acids)
Source: RefSeq, a predicted model, not a curated record
AGGGCCGCUUUUGCCCCUUCCUUGCCUUACGAAACCGCAUACGAUCUAUCACAUAAUACUACUAUUGAGUGCUGCACUCUCGCCAACGGGAGAUUAUUUCGUCGUUAAGCUACCCUGUCCUUGCUUUACUGAUACCAGCGGACUGUACCAAGUCGCCAGUUGGAAAGCAUCGUGCCAAUCCAGCGUAACGCUCUCGGCCGUUCCAUAACCUGUCAAUCAUCGCAAGCAUUUCCACGGCCAACACAUCACGAGACAACCUGGCUUAAGGAAGGCACUAGUCUGCGGCUUGCGCCGCAGGUAACGCUUGGAGGAGAAGGUGGUGUGGGAGAGGAACAAUUGGAGUUGUGAACGGCAGAAAGCAGCGCAACCUGCUGGUCUGGGCUGCACAACCCUGCAGUGUAGGGCGCGUGGUGUGGUAAUGCAGGAGUCGAAUGAUGGACCCGCAGAGCCAAUCUUUCACUCCGUACAGUAGCAACAACGACACGUGGCGGCUGCAGACCGAUGUGGCGCGGAUACAGCAGGUGCAAGCCGAGCACUCCGAGCGCAUAGCACGCCUUGAGCGGAGGCAAGACGAGGACGCGCGGGUCAAGAGUGUAUGGGGUAGCAGCUCGCCAUUCCCAAGCGUGCUUAGUGGGACGCCGCAGCAGGCACCCCUGCAACAGCCGCCUUCUGACGCUUUCCGCGGCUUCGACGACGAGGCAAACACCCUCAUGAGCAGCUUGCACCUCGAUGCCGAGGACGAGCCGCGAAGAGGUAUGGGCGCCAACUCGCGUGCCAACAGCGUCCGCUUCGAUGAGUCUGCUAAUCAGAACCACUUCUCGCAUUCGUCGAGGCCUUCGAUGGACUUGGCGUCUCGCACCAGCAGUGGUUUCGGUGCUGGUUUGCAGAUGAGCGAGCGCUCUUCUUCGCACAAGUCCGACGGGCGCGCUAGCUCGGCGCAUUCGAUGCGCUCUGCUGCUUCGGGCCGGGCUAAUAGUCUCAACCUCGACACGGCGUAUGGGCAUGGCGACUCGAAUCGCUCACCUCUUGAUACGCCGGCACUUGCGCCUGGUCUGCUACUGCUCGGAUCUGUGCCGGCUAUUAUCCGUUGUUGGAUGAAUACGAACUUCAAGCAUGAUGCUUUGCUAUAUGCGGCUGUCUGUACGGGCUCGUACAAGUCAUACUUGGAUGUGCGGCUGAUUCAGAAGCUGGGGUUCGAGACCAGCAUUCGGACUACGGAGAGCGACAGCACACAGACGGUCGAGCUGCCGGUAUACUUCCCAGAAGCUGUACCGCACCCAGCAUCAUCGCGAUCGAGCAGUCCAGCGCCGCAAUUACCGACACUCACAGUCAACUUCCAGGUGGUGGAGCAAGUGUCCGACCAUCACAGCAAGGCCAUCCAAAUCUUCAUCGGCAGCGAUGUGCUUCGAGCGCACAAUGCGGAUAUUCUCUUCUCGUCAAGUAGUAUAACUCUGUUCGACGACGAUCGGAGUAAGCUUAGCAUACCGCUGGUGCGGCCUGAGGACGAGGGUGCGUUCAACAGCCUGUACGUCGGUAGUGGCAAACCGCACACUCCCUCUGCUUCUGCAGAAGCGGUUAUUGCGGUGAAAGAGCAGCCUUACCUGAAUGGCUUUGGACAGGGUGGAUCUGCAGUAUCCGUCUCCUCAGCGGCAGCGAGUCCGCCGCCAGGCAAGUAUCGCCCACCUGGUGCUAUCGCCGCCGAAGCGAAUAACCUCGAGUCCGCGAAAGCCGGCACCCCCGGCUCUGACACGAGCGACCCAAGGCCUGCGAGUCGUGCUUCCACCUCUUCGAGGCCGUCUCUAGCUCUGAUCAACACUUCGUCAGACCUACCGGAGCAGGGUCCCUCCGAUACCGCAUCGCAAACUACACCCUUACGAUCAGGCGGUAGUCCCGCAAUCUGGGGCAAUUGGCGGCGCGAAGGAUCAACGCCCGUCACAACGCCGUCUCAGGCACCCGGACUCGAUUGGGCAAGUGCAGGCAAGACGCGCGACGCGCAGUAUCAGCGGAAAGAGAGCGGGAUCAAGGUUCUCAAGCCCAAAAGCGCGAGUCGCACCUUCUCUACUGCUUCCACGCCCGCGGCUACCACCUCCAGUCCGGGAGACGGCAAAAGUCGCUUCUUCGACGAAGGUCGGCGGCGCAGUGGGCCGGAUCAUGCGAACGCUGUGCAGAAGUCUGCGCUCGUAGAUGGUAAGAGGGAACAACAACCUCUCGCUGCGGCGGUUAGUCCGGGUGCAGCGACUGCGACUACGCCAGCGUCCGCUGCGGCUGUCGCUGCGGCGCCCAAGACGAAAGCCAACCCGAUAGGAGGCGGUUCGGCUUUCUCUUGGUUGAACUCUGGCGGCGGGAAUGGAUCGAAGUGAAUGGACCUUGUCGAGCAAAGAGGCUAACGUGUACGACUUGGCGCUUCCCCGAAGGACAUCUUGUACGCUAGCAUAGUGUAUGCGAUACGCGGCUAUUGUUGCCUAGGCUCUUGGGCGGUCAACAUUGUCAACGUGCAUGUGAAGUGUGAAUGUGAAUGUGGGCUUCGGAGUUCCUCCGGCCACCAAACUCAGCCUUUCCAUGGUAUCCGUCGACAUCCUCUGACGUUGAAGCUCUUUACACCCAAUCUCACCCUCGCAAUCGUAUCGUUCCAAGGUAAACACUCUCAUCAUAUUUUGUUCUUCACGACAUUUCUUGUUCUCCUGACUUGAGCCGUCGCCGCCACACGCUCAUCGAACAGCCCUGAUGCCUUAGGCAUUUUACUGUUCUUUACAAAGGUCAACCAGCAAACGGGCAAUUCGCGUCUGGCUCAGCCUGGCACUCAGCCCCUUCACUCUUCGCCUGC